GAAGUAGCUAUGGCAGCCGCAGCCAGUGUGACCUGGGAGCAGUAGGAGUCUAACAUGCGGGGUUUUACACAAACUUUCAGCAGCUCUGGACUCUAUUCGCAGCUCCUCAGCCGUCUAAAAACUCGACCCGGAGUGUGAGUUCAAUGCUGGCCCACGGCGGGACGUGUGUGCGUGAUCCAUGUAAUUGCCUUAUGGAGUUUGGCACACAGUUCGUUGCCAAUGGCUUAAGGUUGAAGUGAAGCUGAGUGACUCAUUCUGACCACGGAGGUACCUGUUACUGGUGAAACAUGCCCUUACCAUUCGGAUUAAAACUUAAGAGAACUCGAAGAUACACGGUCUCCAGUAAGAGCUGCCUGGUCACACGCAUACAGCUGCUUAAUGGCGAAUUUGUUGAGUUUACUCUUUCUGUGGAGAGCACAGGCCAAGAAUGUCUGGACGCAGUUGCUCAGAGACUCGAGUUACGGGAGAUAACAUAUUUCAGCCUCUGGUACUUCAACAAACAAAACCAACAGAGAUGGAUCGAUUUAGAAAAGCCACUGAAGAAACAGCUUGACAAGUAUGGACUGGAGCCCACCGUUUACUUUGGAGUCGUGUUCUAUGUACCGACUGUUUCUCAGUUGCAACAAGAGAUAACCAGAUACCAGUAUUACCUUCAGCUGAAGAAAGAUAUUCUGGAGGGCAGGAUUCCAUGCUCAAUUGAACAGGCAAUCCGCUUGGCUGGCUUGGCAGUACAAGCUGACUUUGGGGACUUCAAUCGCUAUGACUCCCAAGAGUUUCUCCAGAAAUUUGUGCUUUUCCCAAUCGAAUGGAUUCAAGAUGAGAGGGUUGUUGAAGAAGCCACACAAAAAGUUGCUCUGCUUUAUCAAAGCUACCGAGGCCUUCCAGUCCCAGAAGCAGAGAUGCUGUACAUGCAAGAGGUGGAAAAGAUGGAAGCCUAUGGUCAGGAAAGUUUUCAGGCCAAGGAUAGCCAGGGUGCAGACAUACUCAUUGGAUCCUGUCUGGAUGGAAUAUUUGUCAAGCACAAAAAUGGCCGAGCACCUCUUUUAUUCCGGUGGAAUGACAUUAAUAACAUGACUCAUAAUAAGUCUUUCUUUGCACUGGAGCUGGCAAACAAAGAGGACACCAUUCAGUUUCAGACUGAGGACAUGGAGACUUCCAAAUAUGUGUGCAGAAUGUGCCUGGCACGGCACAAGUUUUAUAAGAUUAACAAGAGCAGUCUAGAGGAAUCUGAUGCCCCGCCUUCUGAGGGCUCCCAGAAGUCCAUUCUCACUCUUUCAUUUCCUCGCUUUCCAAUGCUCUCUCGUCCCUCUCUGCCUUCUAACAAGGGCCAAACUCAACCUGCCCCUGUGAACCCUGUCAGACAGCGUUCCUCCACAAGAAUGUCUCUGCCCAAGCCUCAGGCCUAUAUGAUGCCACCACCUCAGUUACACUACAAUGGCCAUUACAAUGAGCCUUACACAUCGUCUCAAGACAACCUUUACAUGAACAAUCAAAAUGGAUACUACUAUCAUUCUCAGACCAGCCUGGACCGUUCCCCUCAUGAGUACAACGGAAGGAUUCGGAAUGGCAGUGUGUACAGCGCACACAGCACCAGCUCUCUCAACAAUCCCCAGCACUACCUGCAGCCAUCGCCCAUGUCCUCUAACCCUAGCAUCACAGGCAGUGAUGUCAUGAGGCCCGAUUACGUGCCCUCUCAACGUCACAGUGUCCUUAUCCCUCCCUCCUACCGUGCCACGCCAGACUAUGAGACAGUUAUGCGACAAAAGAACCGUGGUGUAAUUCCUGCGGCAGAACGGCAGAGCCAUUCGAUGAGGAAUCUCAACAUUGGCAACUCCUAUGCCUACAGCCGGCCUGACCCUCUGGUCUACAGCCAGCCUGAGAUCCGUGAGCAUGGCACCACCCAAUACAAUCUCAACUAUAGCUUCCACAGCCCUUCGCCCUACCCUUAUCCCACUGAAAGACGACCCGUGGUGGGUGCCGUCAGCGUGCCUGAGCUUACCAAUGUGCAACUGCAGCAGGCCCAGGACUACCCUGCUCCCAACAUCAUGAGGACUCAGGUGUACAGACCACCUCCUCCAUAUCCUUACUCGCACCCCAGGCCAGCCAACAGUACCCCAGACCUCUCUCGCCACCUCUACGUAAGCAGCAGCAAUCCAGACUUAAUCACUCGACGAGUGCACCACUCAGUGCAGACCUUCCAGGAGGACAGCCUGCCAGUAGCCCAUUCACUGCAAGAAGUGAGUGAGCCACUCAUCACCACUCGUCAUACUCGUAUGCAAAAGCGCAACUCUAUUGAGAUUGCUGGACUAGCGUACGGCUUGGAGAACAUGAGGCUCAAAGAGAGGGCAGUGUCUGUCUCUGCUGCUGAAACUUCACCCUCAGUCACCUCUCCUGUAGCCCCUGCAGCCUCCGGCUCUGACCUCAACGUCUUUCUGGAAAGGACCAAGGCAGAAGGUGAGAUCAUAAAAGAGGACGUGUGCUACGGGCACAAAAAGUCACUGUCCGACGCCACCAUGCUGGUUCACAGCAGUGGAGAAGAAGAAGAGUUUGAGGACGACAGCGGCCGCCAUACCCCGCAGUCUCAGGACGCAGCUGCUGGUCCAGACCAGCAACACAUGACUGUUCUUGGCCAUCCAAUAAUGGAGCAACCUCCACCAGCUUAUCCCUUUCCCCCCAGCUUGGAUCCAGUUCUUACUGGCUCCCUGGGGUUCCAACCUCAGCCUCAGAUCCGUGAGCAGGACGAGGUAGGGCCACUGUACCCGCUUAGUGAGACCGACACACUUAUGCCCUCAGUUUCAGAGGGGGAUCUGAACAGUCAAAUCCGAUCAAAGCAUAAGGGUCAAUUGAUGAAAAAGAGACCCGUUUCAGAUGUGCCAGCUGCAAAAAGGAACGUUGACGGCCUCCCGCCACCUGGCAUGAAGAAGGUAGUUCGUUCAGAUGUUAAGAAGAUGGGCCCACUGAAGCUGGCGGCUCUCAAUGGAUUAACACUUACGCAAAUGCCGUUGCCGGACGAGGGCAAGGAUGAGCCAGGGAAGGCCUCCAAUGAUGAAAGGUGUAAGCUCCUGGAGCAGAAGCUGGAGCAAGGAAUGGUGUUUACAGAGUAUGAACAAGUGCCAAAGAAACGGCCCAGCUGUGAUUGCAGCAUUGCGCAGCUGCCUGAAAACGCAGAGCGGAAUCGCUUCCAGGACGUUCUGCCCUAUGACGACACCCGUGUGGAGCUUGUGCCUACUAAAGAGAACAACACCGGCUAUAUCAACGCCUCACACAUCAAAGUUACAGUAGGGGGAGAGGAGUGGAGCUACAUUGCAUCCCAAGGUCCCCUCUCUCACACAUGCCAGGACUUCUGGCAGAUGGUUUGGGAACAAGGAAUUGCAAUUAUUGCUAUGGUUACUGCUGAAGAGGAGGGUGGUCGCGAGAAAAGCUACCGUUACUGGCCGCGAUUGGGAUCUCGUCACAACACGGUCACAUAUGGCCGCUUUAAAAUCACCACACGAUUCCGCACAGACUCGGGCUGCUACGCAACCACAGGCCUGAAGAUUAAACAUCUCCUGACAGGCCAGGAACGAACCGUCUGGCACUUACAGUACACAGACUGGCCUGAUCAUGGCUGCCCUGAAGACUUCAAAGGCUUUCUGUCGUACUUGGAGGAGAUUCAGUCCGUAAGGCGGCACACCAACAGCACCAGCGAUCCAAAGAACACAAAUCCACCCGUGUUGGUGCACUGCAGUGCAGGGGUGGGGCGCACUGGUGUGGUCAUUCUGAGUGAGGUCAUGGUAGCCUGUCUGGAACAUAAUGAGAUGCUGGACGUCCCUACUGUUCUGAAGUUGCUGCGACAUCAACGCAUGAUAAUGGUGCAAACCAUUUCCCAGUACACCUUCAUCUACAAAGUCCUUAUACAGUUUCUUAAAAACUCCAGACUUAUAUAAGCUUAAAGGGGUUGGUUAAGCUGCCACAGGCACAGAAAAUGUUCUUCUGUGAUAACUGAAGCAGAUGUCUACCCCAGUGAGGGACACCUUGCCAAGGGUGCCAAAGGACAAUGUUCCAGAGGAGUCGAAGACUCCAAACCUGCUGAAUAGAGCAGACCCCUCAGUUCCACGCCUGAGCGCUUUCUGUAAGUGUUAAGGAAGAGGCCGAAGCACAGGAGGAGCUGGGUCAGGUAUGAAGGAUUUGGCAAAACCAGCUUAUGCUCUUUUUAAUCAGUAUUAUUCAGAGAUGUCACUGUGGAAUUUUACUCUAUGAUUACUGCUAAUGAAUCACAGCACUUUUACUGUAAAUAGCAAUAACACUAAUGCUGCAUCUUUAUUGUUAAGUGUAUAACAAUAUUGAGUGCGUUACAAAAAAGGUUUUCUUUUUUUUUUCCUCAUUAAUGACUAUCUUGGUUGAUAGUUUUGAGUGAAGGUUUACUGAGUUGAAGUGAAAAUUGUGGUCACUGUGUUUAAAGAUUUGAGUGCGGGUUUGAACAGUGAGGGCUGAAAUUUUAUCUACUUUCUCAGAAGUAAGUAUCGUAACUUUACAAUGGUGUAGGGUUUUUUUUAGAGUGAGCACUCUCUCAUGAGACUUGCAUUAUAUUUGCAUUUCUUUUCUCAUGAUCAUAAUGGAGUAUUGCAUGAUAGUCAUGCAUAUUGCAUAACUCUAAAGUUAGGAUACAGCCAAAGAGAAGUAAUGAAAUAUUUAUGUGUAUAUAUAAAUAGAUAUCAUCUCUGUCAUCCAAAACCUUUUAUCUCCAUUUUUGUUGUUUUUACUUUUUGACAAAAUUGUAAUCUGGCAGUUGUUCUUAAUAUUAGCUGUGUUCCAAAUACAGGGUAGGAUCAUGCUAUGCUCCUCCUUAGCAGCCUUUUGAAACCCAAAUGGAACAGUUUCCCCAGAUAGGGAUUAAGCCUAGUCUUACACUAUGUUACACUAAACUACCACUAAAAGUAAGCUAGCUUGCUCAGCAUUUUCUAAUGUCUGAAUUAUAAUACAAAUAUAUGGAUGAAGGCUUUAAUUUGUUAAUGAUUGUGCCCUUUUUUCGAAAGUAAUGAAGAUGAAUUUCUACCAUUUUUGUGGUGGUGAUUUUUUUCAUUAUUUGUUUUGUUUAUUAUUUCCCUCUUUGCAUUGAAUGUGUGUGAAGAACUAUGUGAAACUAAAGGCUUUGAAGGAUGCAUAAUUUGCAUUCUCAAAAUAACAACUGUAGGCUGCAUUUCUAGGAUGUAUAUAAAGGGUCCUUCACUUUGGAACAGCCUUUUAUGAUGUAGGUUACUUCAGUUGGAACACAGCUAAUGUGUGAAGAUUUUGAUUAUUUGAAUUAAUUAAAAUGGUUAAAUUAUUUUUUCUGCUCAUGUAAAAUUUAAACUUUUUGGAGAUAUGUUUGUUAGCCUGACAUUGACGAUAUAUAAACAUUAUUAAAAUAAUUUAUAAUGUGGCAUAUCACUUGUAUUAAAACAUUUCUUUCUUUCUUUUUUUAAAUGCCCCAGCCCUUUUUGUUCUGGCUGUAUUAUUUCUUUUUUCUUUAGUAGUAUAUCUCUAAUUUAUGCUACAUUUUCACCAGGAUGUUAGAAUGAAUGCAACCAAAGAGUUGUCAGACUUGAAUUUUGGAUUCUUUGAAUUCAAAGACACAGCUAUCCUCUUUAUGCAAAACUGUAUAUGGUCUUGAUCCUUUAGCCAGACAACGCUUAUGAUAAUCUACCAAAGAAUUUUUCCUUCUCAGAUCUGAUAGUGUUCUGGGUGUCUUCUUGCACUGUGUGAAACUUGCUGUUUUCUGUGUCAGAGGAGCUAAAACGAAACAGAUAGUCUAAUAAUGAAAGUAAUGCAAUGUGCCAUGUUAAUGUGAUCCCUGUGAUGGUGUGUACAGAUGCCAUGUGACCUUUUAGAUUCUUUGCAUGCCUUGAGAUCAGCUGUGAUGCACAUGGUUAUUUUACCUACAUUCCACCAAAGGGUUGCCAGGUGUUUCUGUACCGAAACAUAAACUGCACUGUGUGAAAUUUGAGAUUCAAAUUCCAAUUUGCACCAAGGACACAAAAUAUGACCAGGUUAGUCUCCUCCAUACCACUGACUUUGUUGAAAGAUUUUAAUAUAAGACUAGACGCUCUCAUUUUAAGAUUAGUAAAAUUAACUGGCCAUCAUCUGCUUUAGUAACAAAUGGCACAGUGCAGCAUUGCACCAUCUGAUCUCAUGAGUGUUUGAGCAGUUGAUCAGAUUUGUAAGAGAACAAACAUACAUUUGCUGUGCAUCUGAACACACUGGGAUACAUUACCACAUUUUAAAUGGUAUUUUUUAAAGCUAAAAGAGUGUUUUAGUUUAUUUUCUCUAUUCACUUGGCCUGUUAUCCCCAGAUUAAGUUUUAAGACUUGGACUAAAAAAUAGAAGUCUCUGGCUGCAUGUUUUUAUCCAAGUCUAGGCUUAAUCUGCUUGUGGAAAACUGGCCUAUUAAUUCAGGGUUAAUGUAAUUCUGGAUUAGAGAAGCUACUCCAGAGUCUUACUUUUACAUUUUAAUUAGAUUUUGUAACAGUGUUGUUAAAACAUUCAUGAACUUUUGAUGCAGAGGCAAGUCAAAUCAUCUACCAUUUAAUCAGCAAUAUAGAAAUGUACAUUUAUAUUUUUAGUGCAUUAUCUCAACCCAUGUUCUAUGUUUCAGUAUAAGGGCCCCUGUCAUAUAAUAGCACACUGAGUUAUUGGAAAUUUGCAGCUUUUAAAACUGUUCCGAAUAGAUUUCCAGAGAGCUAAAUCCUGUGUAGGUUUGUGCUCUAAGAGGGGAAAGAAUCAAGGUAAACGAUAAUCAUUUUAUACGAAAUUAUAGCACAAAUGUUUGGGAUUUUUUAAUCACCAAAAAGAACAUAUUUUUGUAUUUAUGGUCAAAUUUAUUGUGGGUUUAACAACUUCUAAAAGGGCAGCUUGUCUUUCAUUUGUCUAAGAAAAAUUAAACUUCAACUUCAUGUACCGGUAACUUAAUUUUAUUAAGCAAAACACAUUUGUCAUCCAUAUCCUCUGUAAUCAUAUAAUCAGCAUGCUUCAUUUAGGUCAACUAGACAGUCUGCCAUUUACCAUGUGGCAUGAUAUAGAUGAUGUAGAACAGACCACUAAAUUGUACCUGAAGUGUAUUUGAUGGAACUCAUAUAUGGCACCUCUUUAAGAGGUAGAGCACACUUUCUUACAUAAUACUUAAAAAAAACUUUUUUUUUUUUGGUAGAAUGUUUUAAAUAAUAGUGGUUUAAGGGGUGCCAGCUCACAAAUUUGUGCUUUGUUUACCUUUGUGAAACUGGUCCACAGGGUCAGACCUGUACUCUAGAGCUAAAUUAAUCAGAGCCUAUUUUCAAAUGGUGACCCAAGCCCUGUGGUCCACCUUUUAAAGCCAAUGCUCCGGUUACAUCUGAAACAUACACACCUAUAGAGUAAGAAUGUUUUGGAGAAUGUUUUAAAGGAUUUAAAUGAAACAGACUAGACGCUCACAUAGCUGGAAAAGAACCCACACUUUCUAAUUUGAUCACAGCUGCUGUUAAAAGGGAAUUGUGGGAAAUGGUGUGCUUGUCAUAGGGCUUAAUAAGGGUGCAUGGAGGGUGCUUAUAAACACCCUCGUCGGCAUGCUGGACUACUGGACCACAGGUGUGCCAUUUGGGACUGGGCUGAGUUUGUACUUUCAGUUGAAUUGAAUAACUAACCUCAGAACCUACCUUCAUAGUGUUUCUUCAUUUGUAUUACACAUUUAUAUCAAUACUGGAAAAAUAUUAUGGGGAUUGAGGGGUGUUGAAUAAAUUGAAGAAAACUGGAUAAUAAUGGCCCUUCUUGGGGCUGGUUUAUGUUUUUAAUAUAUGUGAAUUAUUAAUAUCAGACACUGUUUAUAUAAUUGAUUUUAGUUUAUUAAAUAUUAACAAAAAAUAUAUAUUUGUUGCCAUUGCAAACCUUUUGCCCCAGAAAUCACUUUUGCAUCUCACAAAAUAUCAGAAUUCAUAUCCCAAUGUAAAUGACUUUCUAGAAGGAACUUUUCUUAAAGUAAAUAAAUAUUUUGAAAAUGUACAA
Astyanax mexicanus (Mexican tetra) is the source of this 7992-nucleotide messenger RNA. It is a transcript of the gene ptpn21, whose product is annotated as protein tyrosine phosphatase non-receptor type 21. Gene Ontology annotation, biological process: protein dephosphorylation. Bases 288 to 3926 code for a protein of 1212 amino acids. The transcript has 20 exons. Gene Ontology annotation, molecular function: protein tyrosine phosphatase activity. Gene Ontology annotation, cellular component: cytoskeleton. Lineage: Eukaryota; Metazoa; Chordata; Actinopteri; Characiformes; Acestrorhamphidae. The record is from RefSeq and is a predicted model, not a curated record.